AUGGCACGCCUGCACUCGCAGCAACUGGAACGUGUGCAUCAGGCACUGAUGCAUAAAGAGCCAGCAUUGGUCAAUCGUAAGAGGGUACUCCUCCUCCAUGGCAAUGCGAGGCCGCAUGUGGCUCGGGAGGCCAGGGAGAUGAUCCAGCGACCGAGCUGGGAGGCACUACCCCAUCCACCAUAUUCCACAGACCUCGCGCCAACAGACUACCACCAUUUCCAUUCGCUGAACAACCAUCUUUGUGGGAAAUUCUUCAAUAACCGGGGGAGACCUCGAAAAGACCCUCACGGACUUCUUUGCGGCAAGACUCCUGAGUUCUACCGGAAUGGCAUCGCACAGCUAACCGUUCGUUGGCAAAAGAUAGUGGAUACCGAUGGUGAUUACUUUGAGAAUAGCGGUGAUUAUUUUUUGUUUUAUGACCUUUUUCUUUAUGACUGCCCAAAACGGCAAGAACGUUUUGAUUACCUUCUAAAUGCAAUUAUCGUUCGUUGUAAGCCAGCUUUACUACAGCGGGUUCCGACUACAACUUUUUCUCUAUAUAUCAUUAACUGUUCCUCUCUUUAUAGAUGGUGGUCAGGGCCCUGGCAGCAUUGCUCAACCAGUUGUGGUCAACGAGGAAUUCGCAAAAGAACCGUUAUUUGUGUACGCUCGCUUAGUAAAGAUCAACAGAUUGCUUUGCUGGAUGAAGAUUGCGACCCAUUACUGAGGCCUACCGAUUCUGAACCUUGUCCUCACAAGAGACCUUGCCACGGCGGCCGUGAGACAUGGUCUGCAUCACAGUGGUCAGAUGCUUGCAGCAAAGAUCUUUGCAACUUCCAAAAUCGACACGUAUACUGUAGCCAUCCAGAUGGCAAGUGUAAAGAAGAGGAAAAACCAAAGACACGCCGACCAUGUGCUAAUGUUACUUGCGGAGUAUGGGUUGUUGGAAAUUGGUCACAAUGUUCUGCUUCUUGUGGUCAAGGUCUUCGAAAGCGUAAUGUGACAUGUCGUGGAGGGUCACAGUGUCAUAGAGCGACGGAGCCUCCGGCUGUGGAAAUAUGUCAUAGUGUACCUUGUCCCGCACCCAACGAAGAUUCAAAUUUUAUACCUGUCGACGAAGAAUAUCCGAAAAAACACAAGCACAGACACGGCCACGACCAGAAAUCGAAUCCUAAGAAAAGCUCGAGACCACGCUUCGUUGCUAAAGAUGUGAUGCCUAUUCCAAUUGUGGAGAUGGAUCUAGACUCAAAAACGGACAACGAAAAUAGUGAAAUCGACAACGAAAUCGGGCCUCCAAUAAUCAGAAAAGAACCAGCCCUUAUCCCUUAUUUUUUCGAUGAAGAUAACAACGAUGAUGAUGAUGAUGAUGAAAAUGAUCCAGAAGAAGGUGGGAAUAAAUAUGCAUGGAAAGUGAGCGUUUGGUCCAAGUGCUCCAGUCGUUGUGAUGGUGGUUCCCGCAAACGCGAGGCAGUUUGUCUGGACACAGUUUCAAAGCACGUAGUCGUUGAAGAACUCUGCGACCCCUAUCGGAGGCCGGAUACACUUGAAGCGUGUAACACAGAACCCUGCUUAGAUUGGAUAAUUUCCGAAUGGAGCGUGUGUUCAGCGAAAUGCAAUGAAGGCGAAAUGCAUCGAGAAGUUACCUGUCCAAAGAGUCACCACUGUAAUCCAGACACUAAACCCGAAGAAAAAGCCAAAUGCAUUUUGAGACCAUGCAUUGAUUGGGUAGAAGGACCAUGGAGCAAGUGUUCAACCACUUGCGGCGAUGGUGUCCAAAUACGGCAUGUUAAAUGCGUCAACCUGACUUCUCAAAAUCCAGCCACCGGAUGUUCUUUGGAGCUUAAACCUAAUCAUCGACAGCCUUGUAAUCUCGAUCCAUGUCCGGAGAAUAAAUCGGCUUUCAGCGAAUGUCGUGACAAGAUGGAGAGUGGUCUCUGUAAAUCAUUACGUCAUAUGUGUGGCACGUGGUACUUUAAGGAGAAAUGCUGUCUUACUUGUAUGAGGAAGAAUAAAGCAAAGAGGCCUUCGCACCAUUUAAGGGACCGCAAGCAUUCCCAUUCGUAGCAAUGAGUUUGCAUGUUCUAGCCGCAGCAUUUGUCUCUUUUCUCCAGUCUCUAGUAAAAAAUAAAUUUCUAAUGAUGAACAAACGCUAUUUUUGAAGUAAAAAAUCGGUAGAAUUUCCCACAUAUUCAGGUGUUUUGAAAUUUAUAGCAGUCGCUUAGCUUUUUAUGUAUUUGCAAUGUAAAUAGAUCUGAUGUAAAAAUUUACAUGUAUGAGUAAAGUAUUGUUAGAUUUAAAAAGUUUAUAUUUAGUUUCACGCGUUUGCAUUUAAAAUACAAAAGAAAUUAAGGUAUCUGUUUCUUUGAUGUAAGCAAACGUCAUAGGAGCAUAUACAACAGCAUACACUGUAGUAUAUUUAUAUAGAUAUGUAUGUAUGCUAGUUAUAUCGCAAUUGUAAUAUAUUUUUAGGAAAAAGUUUGGAUUUAAAUUCUUCUGAUAUUCAAAUUUAUCGUUAAACUUCAUUCAAGUUCAUUUUUAACAAUUCUUGUAAAUAUCAGCUAUUCAAAAUAUACAGUUCUACUUCCAUCUCGAAAAUUCAGUAUUUUCUUAGAUUAAAUACUUCAACAAAAUAAGUAAAAAUUCUUAAAUAUAUUUACAUUAAUUAAAUCAUUUGUUAUUGUCUAUUACUUCUAGGAUGUCUGUCUUCUUCUAUUUCUUAUUGCUUCUUAUUGCUAUUCAUAGAAAAAAUAAAAGAAAAAAGAAUGUAAUGUAUUCAUCGUAAUAAUUAAUGCAGUAAAAUUUGUUUUCUCUUUGUAAAACAGAAUACGUUCAGAGUAAUUUUGUGAGGACAAUGCCAUAUAAAAAGCAAAUAGUUUCUUAAGUAGGUUAGCGAUAACAGAUUUCUGACUUAUGAAAAAAGAAAAAUACAUAAAAGUUUUGCAAGGAAAAAUUUAUUUCUUUAAAAAAUAAGGAAUUAAUACCACUGCAUUUGCAAUAUGUAUCAUAAGAGUUUAAGAUAAUUUCUUUUUAAAUUGAUAACGGUAAUAUUAAGUUGUCUCUCCUCAUAUUUCGCCCAAAAUUUGUGUCAUUAAUGGAAUUAUUUUGCCAUAAAUAUUUUUCUAAAAUUAUUAAAGAAAUGUUCAUUUCAAUUUUUGAAUUGCUGUGGUUUCUAAUUGAAGAUUACAUCUUACGAGUAUCUGUGAAAGAAAGGUUUCACUCAUCUAUUCAGAUUAUUCAGUUAAGAAUAAUCUGAAUAGAUUAUUUGAUAAAAACUAAUUAUGUGCAUGGUCUUCAAUUGCUUUAAUUGUUUUUAUAAAAUUUUCACAUAUUUUUUUUGUUUUAAUUAAAAAAUAUAAGCUUAAUGAGUGCUAUAUAUCUUAAUAAACUGAUAUAUAAUAUUCCCUUUAUUAAUCAUCAGAUCAUUGAUAAUAAAAAUUAAAUCUCUAAUAAUUAAAAAUCAAAUUCCGUUUAUUCUUUCAUGACGAGAUUUCUGUGUCAAACAUUAGUCAUUUGUUUCAUGAUACUGCAUGCAAUUAGAUUCAAUUAAUACUAUUGAAAAUUGGUGGAGUUAAUAAAGAAUACUGAAAAUUCGUAAAAAGGACGUUCGAAAACGGAACCUUUAAUGUUACGCAUAAAUUUUAUAUCAAGGUAUUUUUGUUCUACGUAAACAAAAGAAUAUUAAAAUAUUUACAGCUCUUGUAUCAGGCAUGAAGACAGCAGAAUAGAUGCAGCGAAUAAGGAUGUGGUCAACUCCUAAUUAAAUUAAUCUGGUCCUGUCUUAGAAAAAAAAGUUUAUGGUUAUUUAUUGCGAUUGUAAGCCAACCAUCUGCGUAAGAAACUGCCAGCAGAAAAUACCGAAAACAAAAGGAAAAUUAAUGUAAUAACACUAGAAUAACAAAGGAUGUCAUAGCAUUUGGUCGCUAUUUUUACCCACAACACUAUGUAAUUUAAUCGCACGUGAUGCAGAAUUUACAAACAUAACACAAGAAAAAACAGCACAUUAUAUGCGGCUGUCUCCACGAAUUUGAACUUAUUCAAGUUCCUCAAAAAUAUUGUUCUGUAAUGUUACUUAGGUUCUUCAUUUCUAAUAAUAUUUAUUCAUCCAUUAUUUAAAGCGCAUCUUUUUAUAUUGAACAAAGUUUUAAUUUAAGUAACCAAAUGAACUCUCUAGAUUAAUACGCUGGAAAUACAUGUAAAUUGCUAAUCGUUUUUUAUGCUACCUAUAAUAUGAGUUAUUCUCUCCUCUGCAUUUUUACCUUUUUCUGCCCUGCUGGUCUGUGACUGUCAUGUGUAGAGAUCUAUUUUAUCGGUAGUAAAGAAUUGUUUCCGAUAACACAAUAUCUCGGAAUAAUUCAAAUUACAAUUCACUAUAGCAAUUGCUAAAACUUCAACAUUUUCUGAGUUCGUUGUCAAAAUUCCAUCAAGACUAGAUAGACUGCAAUCAGAAGAUAUCCAGUUUUAGGAAUUUAAUCACUGCAAAAAAAAAAAAAAAAAAAAAAAAAAAAAAAAACGUCAGAAGCUCCGCGUAGUUCCUGUACAUGUCCUAAUAUAUGAUAACAUUAUACACUGGCCCAUAUGUAAAGAUGAACACGAACAGCGCUGUAAACUACUCAUCAUAGUACACCUUGUGUGUUUAGGCCAUUUCGCACUGCAUCACUACUGUGCUCAAUAAUGUUCACCGUGUUCAGAAAUGGAUGCCAGCUUCUGACACCUCUCUCAGUUCCGCGUUCCCAGAAUUCAAACCUCAGUCUGAUUUUCCAGUGCAGCUCAAGUGUCUCUGCCUGAGAUGGAGACACAUUUGCCACCUAGGUCAUUGUUUUUCUCAGCUCUCUCAAAACAAAGUGCUUCAAUUCUUUGAACUCCUGAUAUCUUGUUUGGAGAACUACUUCAUGUAACUUCUCUUCACAGUGCCCAUUGCGGAGCUCAUUCAUGUGAGCAGGUAAGUAUUGCAGUAGAUAGCCUACAUAAUCACACAACUAUCAAGCGCUGUAAACUGGAAAGUUAUGGAGGACGUUUGAGUAUCCAGUGCGAAAAAUGCAAAGAUCUGCUUUGCUUGACAAUAAAGAAAAUUUUUAAAAAAAAAAUUCCACGUACAAUAAAUGUUAAUAAAAUUAUAAAUAAAUAUAAUAAUUUAGUAAAAUAAUAUACAUAAACGAUAUUUUACCUUGAGAUCAAAUGCUGGCAAUUGCUACGGCAUCCUAGUUUUUACAACUCAAGUAGGAAUUGAUUAAUAUGUUCGAAGGAAGGUUUCCUACACCUAUAAACAAUAUUUAGUAGACUAUUUUAUUUAGUUAUUUAUUUGUGAAACGUCCCAAAAAUCCAAGAAUUCAUUUCUGUCAAGUUAAUUGUGGUUUUGAAUUAAUCGCGGAUGUUAUACCUGGUAAAUCAGUUGACAUUAUACUGAAUCACGUAAGGUAAACUUAACUGUAUAAAUUCUAAGAACACGAAAAACUCAGCAUUUACUUCAGUGUACGAGUUUAACAAAUUAUCUACCUUUUGAAAGGGAAAAAAGUUGGAUGAUACUCAAUUUUUAUCAACUUCAGAUUAGAAAUUUCUUUAUGAAUUUCAGAUUAGGAACAUACAUGCUCUUAAAUGUACGCAAACUAUCAAAUGACAAAAAGUACCAUAUAAAGUAACCGGUGAAUUCUGCUUGUGAUAUGUCGCGUUGUAUAAAUAUAUUGCUUAUUAAAGACCUGAGCAAUGUGUCAAAUUACCUUAUGUGACGCAUCUCGAGAUAUGUUCUAAUAAAUUAUUUAUCAAAUUA
Stegodyphus dumicola is the source of this 5743-nucleotide messenger RNA. RefSeq names its product A disintegrin and metalloproteinase with thrombospondin motifs 6-like. Gene Ontology annotation, cellular component: extracellular matrix. Gene Ontology annotation, biological process: extracellular matrix organization; proteolysis. The record is from RefSeq and is a predicted model, not a curated record. NCBI's taxonomy places the organism in Eukaryota, Metazoa, Arthropoda, Arachnida, Araneae, Eresidae. Gene Ontology annotation, molecular function: metalloendopeptidase activity.